Molecule: messenger RNA, 2418 nt
Organism: Chaetomium globosum CBS 148.51
Lineage: Eukaryota; Fungi; Ascomycota; Sordariomycetes; Sordariales; Chaetomiaceae
Exons: 3
Coding region: 1-2418 (805 amino acids)
Biological process (GO): proteolysis
Cellular component (GO): cytoplasm
Molecular function (GO): calcium-dependent cysteine-type endopeptidase activity
Source: RefSeq, a predicted model, not a curated record
AUGCACGGGUACUCGUCGUCGUCAGAUUCGGAUGAUGAAUACCACUACCGCAAACACAAGGGGACAGUACCCGCGGCCGCCAACGCGAACGAUGCCAACAAGAAGAAGAAGAAGCGCAAGCUGCCGCCCCAGCAGAGCAUCAACCGCAUCUGGAAGCGCUUCAGCAACAAGCGGUUCAACAAGGCCCUCUCCGUCCUGCCCUUCGACCCGGUUCUACCUCCCAUCAUCUCCGACCGAUCCAACGAGUUGCUAAACGCCGGUUACGAGCGCGCCGCCGAAGAAUGCCGGCGCAAGGUCCGAAAGAUCAUCCAAGAAUGUCGGAGAGUGAACACACGGUACCGAGACCCGGGCUGGGAUCUGGACUGGGACCUCAAGAUGGAAAAGGGCCAUACUCUCAACAUCCUCGGCCGGACCAAGUUCGAUCUGAGCAUGUCGACGCUCAUGAACCCGAGCGCCGUCGUGCCAAAGGCGGUCAAGCGUGUCCACGAGAUCUACGAGAAGCCGACCUUUCUCGCCAACAUCAGCGGCAACGACGUCAAGCAGGGGAGCCUCGGUGACUGCUGGCUGAUGGCCAGUCUGUCAGGCCUGUCCAACGUCAAGGAUGGCAUCAAGCGCAUUUGUGUUGAGUACGACACCCGGAUCGGCAUCUACGGGUUUGUCUUUUAUCGAGACGGAGAGUGGAUCUACUCAAUUAUUGACGACAAGCUCUUCCUCAAAUCGCCGUGUUGGGACUCACCGAGCAUGCAGCGCGAUUUGUUGCAGCAGAUCGACCGCGAGGACGUUGAGCGUGUGUACCGCAAGACGUACCAGACGGGCUCCAAAGCCCUGUUCUUCGCGCAGUGCAAGGACCAGAACGAGACCUGGGUGCCCCUAAUCGAGAAGGCCUACGCCAAGGCUCACGGCGACUAUGCGUCCCUGGCCGGCGGCUGGAUCGGUGAGGGCCUGGAAGAUCUCUCCGGUGGUGUCACGACGGAGCUUCUCGCCUCGGACAUCCUGGACCUGGACGGGUUUUGGGAUGCCGAGCUCAGCAAGGUCAACCAAGAGUUCUUGUUUGGCUGCAGCACAGGCCUCCUCGACGGUGGCUACGGCGACCGCGACGGCAUCGAGGAAGGCCAUGCCUACGUCGUCAUGGAGGCGCGGACCCUCAAAAGCGGCACCCGCCUCGUCAAACUCAGGAACCCGUGGGGCAAGACCAAGAAGGGCAUCUGGGAGGGUGCCUGGUCGGACGGGUCCAAGGAGUGGACGACCGAGGCGCAAGAGGAGCUCGGCCACCAGUUCGGCAGCGACAGCGUCUUCUGGAUCUCGUAUGAGGAUUUGUUGCGGAAGUACCAGCACUUCGACCGCACCCGCCUGUUCCGCGACCCCGACUGGCGCUGCUGUCAGCGGUGGAUCGGUGUUGACGUCUCGUGGAAGCCGCAAUACCACGAGAAGUUCCACAUCAAGCUGACACGCGAAGGGCCACUGGUCAUCGUGCUGAGCCAGCUCGACAACAGGUACUUCAAGGGCCUCCAUGGCCAGUACUCGUUCCGCCUGCAGUUCCGCAUCCACGAGCUGGACCGCCCCGAUCCCGAAGACUAUGUCGUUCGCAGCCACGGCAACUACCUCAUGGACCGAUCCGUGUCCAUCGAGCUGCCGUCGAUGCUCCCCGGCACCUACAGCGUCUUCAUCAGCGUGGCCGGCGAGCGCAACACCGACGUGCCCAGCAUUGAGGAUGUCGUCAAGCGCGAGUGCAAGAAGCGGAUCGAGAACGAGAAGCUCGCCCAAGUCGGGUACGCCUACGACCUCGCCCACAGCAAGGGUGCGGCCCAUCUCGAGGCGGUCAAGAAGGCGCGCAAGAAGGCCGACCAGAAGAAGGCCAGCAACGCACGCCAGACGGAACGUCACCGCCUCUGGGAGAAGCGGCACCUCAACCGUCAGAUCACCAAGAAGCAGGGCCGCAAGAACAACCAGAAACUCGAGGCGAAGCAGGCAGCUCGCGAGGAGAAGAGGCGGAAGGCCGAGGGGCUCAAGCCCAAGGACCAGGGUGUGCAAACCGACGAGAUUAAGGAGAAGCCUGCCGAGACCAAGCCGGAAGACAAGAAGGCCGAAGAGAAGGAUACCGACAAGACCAAGGAGGAACCCAAGGUAGAAGCCAAGGCCGAGGACAAGUCGGAGGAUAAGACAACAGAAGAACAACCCAAAGUUGACUCCGAGCCCAAGAAGGAAGAAUCUCAGGCAGACGAGGAGUCGCCCGACGUUACGCCUAUUGCCACGCCUCUCGAGACGCCUACCCCAGAGAAUGGUUCACAGCUGUCAGAGGCUCCGAAGGAGGCCGAGACUCCACAGGACGUCACCGCCGAGGAGGGCAAGUCCGACGACAAGGCCGAAGAACAGUCUAAAUCUGAAAGACAAACCCGAGACAAAGCGAGAAUAAGCUAA